Molecule: messenger RNA, 624 nt
Organism: Acanthocheilonema viteae
Lineage: Eukaryota; Metazoa; Nematoda; Chromadorea; Rhabditida; Onchocercidae
Source: the annotation of a GenBank genome assembly
GCAGUAAUUUUUUCGGAAACUCGAGCUGACUGGUUUAUCACUGUAUUCGCUCUCUUCAGAAUCAAUGUACCAGUUGCUACGGUAUAUGCAACUCUCGGUGAAGAGGCAAUAGCCCAAGCAAUCAAUGAGACGGAAUCAACACUGUUAGUAACAUCAGCAGAACUUCUGCCGAAAAUUGCAGUAAUCGGGAAAAAAUGUCCGACAUUGCGUUCCUUAGUCUAUUUCCGUCCCGUGCAUCUUUCGAAGAAGAUUGCCGUCAUGGAUGUUAUUAAGCAGCAGUUCCGAAAUGUCCUGUCAUUGGAUGAGUUAGAAGCACACAAAAACACUGUUCCGGAAGUUUCAUCAGCAGGAAGGGAUGAUACAGCAGUGAUAAUGUAUACGAGUGGUACAACAGGAGCUGCGAAGGGAGUGAUUUUGACACAUUAUAAUAUUGUGUCAUCGGUGGCUGGAUUGGGUGCCGGUGUACCUAUUAUCUCUUCUACCGAUGUAUAUAUUGGAUAUCUUCCGUUGGCGCAUAUUCUGGAGUUUGCAGCCGAAUUGACAUGUCUGGUAUAUAUUUACAUUCUCAUUUACAUUCCCGACUUAGAAAAAAUGGGAAGAAUAUGCUUUUUCCUUGCUGGAUAA